This is a messenger RNA of Blepharisma stoltei, 3163 nucleotides long. NCBI's taxonomy places the organism in Eukaryota, Ciliophora, Heterotrichea, Heterotrichida, Blepharismidae. The record is from the annotation of a GenBank genome assembly.
AUGGACUCACACCCAAUAUUGAAGAAACUCAAGCCAACUCCACCUCAGGACUCUCAAAUAUAUCCAAAUUUUUCAAGUAUUUUGUCUCAGAAUUUUUAUAUUGAUAAUGAUAGAAAUGUCGGUUUCUUAUAUCGAGUGUGUGCAGCCCCUGAUUAUGGCAUCGUCCUUCCUUUUAUGCCCUUACCAUUUCCAUCCCACCUUCUUGAACCCUUAGUCUCCGCGUUUAAUACGAACAGUUCUUUGUUUGUUGAUAAUGGAUAUAACUUAAAGAUAUCAAAUAAGAGAUUUUUAUAUUUAAAAAAACAUUUUUUUGCAAAACAUUUUUAUAAAAUAUUUUGGACAUAUUGGGAUUAUAAGAGCACUGAAAUAAAAAAGUGAUAAAAACAGAAUAAUAUGCAUAUGCUAUUUAGAUUUAUUCGAAAAUAUAGGUAAAAUCAAUUUUUAAUUUUUAAGAAAUUAAGUAAAUUUGUUCUAACUCCCCAUCAUAAGAAUGAGCAAAACUAUUGAGAAAGUACAUAUUAUGAUUAUGGGAAACUUACUCCCUUUAAGAGUGAGCAAAAAAAUUUUUAACUUUUUAAUAAAAUAUUUAUAUAUAUAAUUAAUAAUUAUUAUAACAAAACAUAUAUUUCCAGAUAUCUUGCAUUCAAAUAUAAAUUUUAUAAAUUAAAGUAUAUUUUUUUAUAUUUAUAUAUUGCAAAUCAUGAAUGAAAAAAAUUGCUUAUAUAUAAUUUAAAUAUAAAUUUAAAAAAAAAAAUUUACCCACUUUAAGAGUGGGCAAAAUCUUGUAGGCUUUUAUAGGGGAAGUAAGGAGAAAAAAAUUGAAUACUUUAUUCGUUGUUGGAUAGAGGGUGUUAGGUAUGUGCCGCUUCAGCUUCAAUACCUUAUCUGAUAUUCAGAAUUUUCAGCAUGAAUUUUGGACAGACUUAAUAAGAACAUCAAAGAUCAGAGAAGAAAACAUAUCAAAUACAAACUACUUAAUAGUACCUUUGCUUAAAAAUUCAAUCGAUUGAGAAGUUAUAGACUUUCUCCUCAGCAAUAAAACUCCAAUCGAAAUCCGUAAACUUUCUCCAAGCCAAAGAAAAGAUAUUAUAGUAAAAUCUUUGACAGGUAAAAAUAUGACUUGGCAGAGCAUUUGCUGCUUUGAUGACAGCAUGCCUGCUGAGGAAUUUCUAUCAAAACUCCUUGGUAGUGACCAUCCUGACUUGCAAGCAUAUAAGGAUCAUUAUCAUACUUAUAGCGCUCUUGAUGUGCUUUUUGACGACAGAUUCAAUAUUGAAUCAGUUAAUGAAUUCAGAAAGCACUUUUUUUCUGGACUUAUUUAUCCGAUAUCAACUGACACCACUUUAAUUUUUGCAAAACAAACGAAAUCAGCAAGACAUUUAGAAAAUGGCAGCGAUUCAGAUAAGCCUAAGGUCUAUAAAAGUGGAACCCCAAUUCUACACUCAGAAAAUGUUGAGCUUUACCCUCUUAAAGCUUCAACUUGGUUUCAAUGCACCAGCUUGCUAAACUCUUUAGUAGAGCUAGAAGCUAUAUCAUAUAUUUUUGAGUUCGCUCAUCAUUUUAGGUAUGAAGGCUGCUUUAAAUACUUAAAAGAUGCGUGCACAAGUCCUUGUUUGGAUAAUGUAAACAAUUAUGAUUACUUAGAAAAUCUGGGAGACACUGUGCUUAAAGUAGUUUCAACCAUUCACAUUUUCUACCGUUAUCCUAAGUCAAAUGAAAAUCAACUUACAAAAGCCAGGUGCAGAAAAAUCAGCAACUGCUAUCUGAGUACUAUAGGACAGAAAAUCGAGCUGCAAAGAUAUCUUAAAACAAAUUCAUUAAAGUUUUCGAAAUUUAGACCACCUUAUUAUGCAUCGAAAAUACUUGAAUGUGAAAGCUGUGAGAUUGAGCAUAAAAUAAGUGAUAAAAUGAUUGCUGACUUCGUUGAAGCUUUAAUUGGAGCGUUUUACCUAGGAGUUGGUCUAAGAGAUGCUGCUGGAUUUAUUUAUGAAAUUGGGAUACUACCAAAUGAAGAAAUAUCGGGAGAAAUCAUGAAGCUUUUAAGCAAUGAUAAUUACAAUAUUUUGAAAGCCAGAAACAUCAACUAUUUCAGUGAAAAAGUAUUUAAGCUGCGUGAGUUGCUGCCAAUCCUAUAUGAUAAUUCAAUUAAAACAAUUAAUGGCCUAGAAGCAGCAAUACAGUACCUUUUCAAUAAUAAGGAUCUCUUGACUCAAGUGCUUACCCACAAAUCGAUCGACCCAGAAAUGAAUUAUGAGAGAUUAGAGUUUCUUGGGGAUGCCAUCAUAGAUUUCAUAGUUCUCUCAAAUAUUUUUGUUUUUGGGCAAUUUUCUGCUGAAGAACUAACUACAUUUAGGCACAUUUUGGUUGGAAAUUCAUUCUUAUCCCUUCUAUUGAGCAAAACUUAUUGAAAAACCAUUUUUAAGAAAAAUUAGCAAUCUAUUAGUAAAUAAAUUUUUUUGGUACAGAAUAUUUUGAUAUAUAUAUAUGAUUAACGAUGCUAUAAUUGAAUUCCAUCUAAUUCUAAUAAAUUUAGACAUCUUGUGUCGCAAAGUGCAAAUUUUAUUAUUCGAUUCUAAAAUAUAAUUUUUAUAAAAUUAAAAAAUUAAUCUUUGAGUAAAAAUUUCUUUUCUCAUUAGAGGGGAUUUAGGGAAAACUAGCUAUUUCAAUUGGCCUUGAUAAACAUAUCAAAGCCGCUCGGGAAUAUACAGAAGAAAUUGCAAGGUUUGCAGAAUGUUCUCGUUGGGACGACGAUCUAUUAGAUUUUGGUGUUCACACUGAUGACCCACCAAAAAUUUUAAAUGAUGUUUUUGAAGCAUUAGUUGGAGCUGUAUUUAUAGAUAGCGGAUCACUGAAUAUCACAUGUGAGGUAUUUGGGGAGCUUUUUUCACCAGCUAUCAUGUAUUUGGUGAAAAAUAAAGACAAAUGCAAAAAAAAUAUAUGCUCAAGGCUAAUAGAAUAUGGUCAGCAUCACGGAAUAAAGAUAGAGUUUGAAGAAAUUGUUGAUAAAGAUAAGAAUUCUCUUGGGAUCGGUGUAAUUGUGAAUGGUAAGCCAUAUCUUAAAAGGGAAGCAAAAACAUUGUGGCUUGCAAAGAAGACUGCUGCAAUUGAUGCAUAUAAUCAGCUUGCAAGAGGAGAGGAAGUUUCUAGUAAUGAGUCUAUCUAA